Messenger RNA from Myxocyprinus asiaticus (Chinese sucker), 4357 nucleotides. Its product is annotated as gap junction alpha-9 protein-like. Gene Ontology annotation, cellular component: connexin complex. NCBI's taxonomy places the organism in Eukaryota, Metazoa, Chordata, Actinopteri, Cypriniformes, Catostomidae. The coding region runs from base 162 to 1658 and encodes 498 amino acids. The transcript has 2 exons. Gene Ontology annotation, biological process: cell communication. The record is from RefSeq and is a predicted model, not a curated record.
CUUUAACAAUGACCAGGAUGACAUGAGUUUAGAUUCACUUUAUCAGCUUUCUGUACUUUAACAAUGUGAGGGUGUUGGAGUAGGUUUUGAUUUACAAUGAAGAUUCUUAUUUACUUCAUUUUCUGCUUGUUUGGUAAAGACACAAAGAUGCAAGAGUGAAGAUGGGGGACUGGAACUUUCUCGGUGGGAUUUUGGAGGAGGUGCAUAUCCACUCCACCAUGGUGGGGAAGAUAUGGCUGACCAUCCUCUUCAUCUUCCGCAUGCUAGUGCUAGGAGUGGCGGCGGAGGAUGUAUGGAAUGAUGAACAGGCUGAUUUUAUCUGCAAUACAGAGCAGCCUGGUUGCCGCAACGUGUGCUAUGACAAAGCAUUUCCCAUUUCCCUUAUCCGCUACUGGGUGCUGCAGGUAAUUUUUGUGUCUUCACCCUCACUGGUGUACAUGGGCCAUGCCCUCUACCGCCUCAGAGCCCUCGAGAAAGAACGUCAGCGCAAAAAAAUGGCAUUGAGACGUGAACUUGAGGCAGUGGACUUGGAGAUGGCAGAGGUACGGCGCAAGAUUGAACGUGAGCUUCGGCAGAUUGACCAGGGGAAGCUAAACAAAGCUCCACUGCGAGGGUCCCUGUUGCGCACCUAUGUGGCUCACAUAGUCACCCGCUCCGCAGUAGAGGUGGGAUUCAUGACUGGACAAUAUCUUCUCUAUGGCUUCCAACUAAAUCCGCUAUACAAAUGUGAGCGGGAGCCCUGUCCAAAUGCGGUGGAUUGCUUUGUGUCUCGACCCACUGAGAAGAGUGUCUUCAUGGUGUUUAUGCAAUGCAUAGCUGCCAUCUCAUUGUUUCUCAAUAUUUUGGAGAUCAUGCACCUUGGCUACAAGAAGCUGAAGAAGGCCAUCUUAAACUUUUACCCACAGUUGAGGGACGAUAUCGAUGACAGCUACUAUCCCAACAAAUUGAAGAAAGAUUCUGUGGUGCAUCAGACAUGCAUCGGGACCUCCACUGGCCGCAAAGCCACGAUUGCAUCAGCACCCAGUGGCUACAACCUAUUGCUGGAGAAACCAACUGAUGGAUCUGCCUACCCUCCUUUGAUUAACCCAUCCUCCAGUUUCUUGCCUGUUCAGGGUGAUAUGCCAACUAAAAAUUGCUCUGAUGCCCCAAAGUACUCACAGCACAGUCCCACUGAGCACAACAGCAAUUCUAACAAUACUAGCAGUGACACACGCUCGCCACCUUGUGACUCCAUUACACCACCAAAGCAAGAGGAGGGUGACGAUUCUGCCCACAUACCUCCACAUAAUAAAGAGCUGGAGUCCAAGACUUCAAACUCCUCAAGCCACCCCAGGGAUUCUUCUCACACAUCAUCUGGUGUGGGAAAGAAGCCAUGGAAAGUCAGUGCACCCUGGAAUUGCUCGACAGUUGUUGAAGGUAACGUCUCAGACUCUGAUUCUUUGGAAGGCGCAAAAGCCAGCUGUCCGUAUGCCACUGUGCGGGCACGUACUUCAUCCAGGUCUGACCCCAAAAGAAGUAGGCCCACCACUCCUGAUUCAAUCGAAGAAUCCAGCUCAGAGUCCCGGCAUAGUCCACAACGAUUGUCCCCAAGUCGUCGCACCUCAUUGGCCAGCAGUGCCAGUAGCAGACGGGCAGCUCCCACAGACUUACAGAUAUGACAACAACUUUUAAGUCUAUUCACUAUUAAAGAUUAGUUAUUAAAUUACCUACAUUUCAGGAUAUUCACAUUACAUUUUUGGCAAGUUUUUUAUAUAUUUCUGGACAUUUCCUUUAAAUAAUUCAUAUUUUUAAUAAUGUUGUUAUUUACAGUGGCGAAUUCUCAGGGCCAGCAAAGCCUACUCUGCUGGCCUAACAUGCCAAAUAAAUCAAUAUUUUUCAUCCUUUCAUUCUCAAUCACCUUCUUGCCUAUGUAUUUUUAAUUGCUUUCCACUCUCAAUUAAUCUACAAACAGAGAAAAUCGAAAAGUGUAUCCAGUCAGAAUUUAUUCCUUGUUGCUUACAAGCAAAUCGAAUGCUCGAAGCAGCGCGUGAGUUUGAGCUCCACCCCUCAAGCCUUCAGAAUUUCUACAGAAAUCCCUCAACAGUGCAAAUGAAUGGGCAACUAAAGUCAGAUUGUCAGAUUCAUCAGCCAAUCAGAUUUAUUUAUUUGUUCCUGGUGGGUGUGAUCUUUAGGAUAUGUCCCGUUCGCGGCCUUCUAGCUGGCCUUGAGAGACGCAGUCACGCUUUAAGUUACGUAAUUCAAGAGCGAAAAGCAGGAGAUCUAGCUGACAAGUUGGCUGUCACUUCCACAUCACCACUGAGAAAGAGAUCCUUAUGGAUUUAAAAACACGAGAUGUUCUGCAUGACCGUGUGAUUGCUUAAUUUAUUAAACAGGAAAGGAGGACUGAUUUUCACUUCAAGUAAAUUGGUAAGUGCUUUUUGCAUUGUUAUAGCAACAUCAGGAGUUUUCUAAGUGUAAAUUAGGCUGCUUGAGCAUUCAGUGUCGGAUCAAGUUUUGAAAAGUAGUGCUGCAUUCCAUUCAACUCGGAAAGUCGGAUUUUACAACUUCCUACUUGGAAAAGUGCAAUGGAAUGCAUCUUGAAGUCAGAAUUACAACCUGUAGGCUCCUGCAGAAAUUCUCAACUCUGAUUUCGCCGAGAUGCAGGGGCAUGAUGUCACACAAACAUGUGGACACUCAGGGAGAAGUGAUAAACAUUCACUUUAAGUAAUAUCGAUAAAUUAGUUCGUUUCCACAUUACAUGAUAUUAAAGCUUGUUUAACAAGCGCCUGCAGAAACAGGUGUAUAAAACUUUAUAAUCUCUUUUGAUAAUCGUACACCUGAAGCACAAUUGCUAGCCUGCAGCAUUGUUUAUCGGUUGGGUUGCUAGGAGACAUCUCUAAUGAGAGUCAAACCUCUGCUAAGCUAACGGGAACAUUGCAGUUUUGUUCCCUUAAAUGUCAUCUUCCAAAUAUCGGGGGAUUGGAAUGCAUUUAUGGUCAGAGAUAUCAAGUAGGAAUAUCCCAAAUCCAACUUGAAUGGAAUGCAGCAUAACCAUGUACCCUGAUGAAACGAAAUUUAUUGCAAGCAACAUUUAAAUCUCAAAUAUUAUUAGAUAGAUUUUCCCAGGUAUUAUAGACCUCUUUGGUAGAUUCAUAUGAAAAAUUAUGAUUUUUGAAUGUCUGUUCGGGAGACGUUAAUUUCACAAAACAGUCAUGCUGCAGUUAAAAUUAGGCUUGCUUGAGCAUUAAGUGUUGUUUCAAGUUCUGGCUUUCGUGAGUGGACGUGUUUUUAAAAUGUCAGUUGGUAUUAUUAGUUAGCUGCGACAUAAUGUGUGAUGCCCAAAGGCAUAGGAUGUCUUAUUCAUUGUGAAGCUGUGUUUUCUUAAUGGCAUGAAUUACACUGAAGGCCUAGACUUUAAAUGUACGGCCUGCCACUGGUUGUUAAUGUCUAAAAAGCUCAGACAUUAAAGUUUUCCCAGUUUAUAAAUCAGGACAGAAAGACAGAAAAUUCAAAAGUGCAUGAGCUGUAUUUUCCAUAUUACACCAGUUGACUCUUUUAAUGUGUUAAAGUGUUUACACUUAAUAUAAAUAUUUAAAUAUAUUGUAGUUGUUUUCUUUACAUAUCAAUUUAAGAAUGAUUAGCAAUAUAUUUCAAUAAAGAGUAGUGACUAAAAUAGAGAACAACCUGUUCAAUGGAUCGUCAGUUUGAUUAUUUACUAAAUUUGAACAAACACUUUCAAAAGUGAUUUGUCCUGUAUUUGUUACAGGUACAUAAACUGGUCACAACAAUUACAGUGCAGUCAUGCCAAAUUUUAGAUACUUCUCUGAAAAUCCAAAGCAACUUACUGUGCAUUCAAUGUAUACAUUUGAUCAGUUUGUAUGUUCCCUGGGAAUCAAACCGAUAAUCUUGUUUUUGUAAGCGCCAUGCUCUACAUGAGCUAUAGGAACCCAUUUAAGGACAAUCAUCAUGUCUAAACAAGGUUUCAACAGUGGGAAUAUGUAAAGUCUCAGAAAGAUAUAAAAAAGUAGAAAACAUUUUUGCUUUUUGCUAGCAAGAUAUGAAUGGGCAACUGGGCAAUCUUUAAUGAUCAUGCACUUUUUACCAGCAGGAUGAAGUUGGCUUAGUAACUACCACUGCUAGUCCAAUUUAUACGUUUGUGAAAUGUUCCAGAUCCUACAGUGGAAGACGGCUAAUAGAAAGUUUAGGCCUGAACGGAACUUUCUAUUACAUCACUAAAUCCAAAUAUGCAUACUACUUGUGUAUUACUGUUUUUUUGUCUGUACAUCUAAGUCUGAUGCCAUUAAUGUCAGCUUUAAAAUGUUGUCAUCUCUUGUUACAUGUCACACUAUGGCUUUAAACUAUUUUUCAUAAAUUUGUA